Molecule: messenger RNA, 4309 nt
Organism: Grammomys surdaster
Lineage: Eukaryota; Metazoa; Chordata; Mammalia; Rodentia; Muridae
Product: zinc finger protein 345-like
Exons: 4
Biological process (GO): regulation of immune system process; negative regulation of transcription by RNA polymerase II; regulation of cytokine production
Source: RefSeq, a predicted model, not a curated record
AAAAGCAACUACCUGGGGACCAUUCAUUACUGUUACUCAUUUUACCAUGGAAGUGUCUUUAAGGAACAGUUGACCUUCAGGGAUGUGGCCAUUGAUUUUUCCGGAGAGGAAUGGGAGUGUCUGAACUCUGAACAGCAGAAUUUGUAUACGGAUGUGAUGUUGGAAAACUAUAGGAAUCUUGUCUUCUUGGGUCUUGCUAUGUCUAAGCCAUACCUAGUUACCUGUCUGGAACAAAGGAAAGAGCCCUGGAAUGUAAAGAGGCAAAAGACUCUGACAGCGUUCCCAGCUCUGUUUCCUCAUCAUAACCAAGACUUCUCACCAGAGCAGAGCAUAAACUAUUCAUUCCAGGAACUCAUCCAUGGACCUCGAGGAGAGUGUGGCUUUGACAGUUUGUACUUCCCAGAAGAAAGGGAUCAUGUAGAGGAGGGUGACAUCCUGAGAUCCUGUUAUAAUGGGCAUGACUCAUUUCUGACAGCUGACAGCAGUAAAAGCUUCACUUCCAGGAGAGAGCAGGAGCAAGAAAUGGCUCAUGAAAACCCUCAGGUUACGCCAGUUACUUGUGAAGAGCCGUGCGCUUCUGUCAGUAAACAUCAGAGUCAGUUUUUGAAACAUACCCCUUCUUUCAAAGACAGUUUGGGACAUCUAUCAAGGGGUGUAGUUCAUUCUUCAGCUAAUGACUUCAACAAUUUCAAAUGUAGCUUUGGAUUAAGCUUUCAUUCAAAUAUUUUUGUAGAUGGGGAACUUAAAAAUGAAGGAAAAGAUUCUAAAUGUAAUCAAUUUGAGAACUCCAUCAUGAAAAAUUCAUUAGUGUAUAAUCAACAAAUAGGUCUUUCAUGUGCCAAAGCACAGAAUUCCCAUAAGUAUGGCACGUUUUUUACACAUCCAGUAUCACCCAACCAAAAUUCAAGUACAGAUAUUUUGGAAAUUCAGUAUAUAUGUAAAGAAAAUAGGAAGGCCUUCACUGAGGAGUCCACCUUAAGUAAUCACGAGGGCAUGUAUAUUGGAGAGACAGUUUAUCAAGGUAGUGAAAAUAAUAGUGACUUAACCCAAGAGUCAAAUCCUGCUAAUCAUCAGUCUGCUCAUUUGUAUAAAUGCUACAAAUGUGACACAGUCUUUCAUCAAUACUCAGAACUUAUUAUCCAUCAGUAUAUCCAUAUUCAAGAUCAAAUCUCCAAGGAUAUGGAUUGCAACACAGCUUUCAAUCAAAGUUCAAGCCUUACUAGAAGUCAUGCUGGAGAAAAACCCUACAAAUGUAAGGAAUGUGGCAAAGCCUUUACCUAUUGUUCAAGCCUUAGGCAACAUCAUAGAAUUCAUUCUGGAGUCAAACAGCACAAAUGUAAAGACUGUGGCAAAGCCUUCUACCAUAAAUCACUCCUUACACAACACCAGAGCAUUCAUGCUGGCAAGAAACCCUACUGCUGCAAAUUUUGUGGCAAAGCUUUCAAUCAAAGAUCAACUGUUACUCAGCACCAGAGAAUUCAUACUGGAGAGAGGCCCUACCAUUGUAAAGAUUGUGGCAAAGCGUUUCAUCAAAGAUCGAGCCUUAGCCUACACCAGAGAGUUCAUACUGGAGAAAAGCCCUACAAAUGCAAAGACUGUGGCAAAGCCUUCAACCGUAACUCACUCCUUACUCAGCACCAGAGAAUUCAUACUGGAGAGAGGCCCUUCCAUUGUAAAGACUGUGGCAAAACAUUUAAUAAAAAAUCAAGCCUUACUCAACACCAGAGAAUUCAUACUGGAGAGAAGCCCUAUUCUUGUAAAGAUUGUGGCAAAGCUUUUAAUCAAAGAUCAAGCCUCAGCUUACACCAGAGAGGUCAUACUGGGGAGAAACCCAAUAAAUGUAAUGAAUGUGGCAAGGCCUUUAAUCGUGUUUUUUUCCUUACUCAACAUCAGAAAAUUCAUACUGGAGAGAAGGCUUACCACUGUAAAGAUUGUGGCAAAGCGUUUAAGCAGAGGUCCAGCCUUACUCAGCACCAGAGAGUUCACACUGGCGACAAGCCCUAUCAUUGUAAGCACUGCAGCAAGGCUUUUACUCAGAGGUCAAGUUUUACUCGCCACCAGAGAAUUCAUACCGGAGAGAAGCCCUACAAGUGUCAAGACUGUGACAAAGCUUUCAGCCGUAACUUACUUCUUAUUCAACACCAGAGAAUUCAUACAGGCGAGAAGCCUUACCAUUGUCAAGAUUGUGGUAGAGCGUUUAAUCAAAGAUCAAGCCUUACUCAACAUCAGAGGGUCCAUACUGGGGACAAGCCCUUCUGUUGUAAAGAUUGUGGCAAGGCUUUUACUCAGAGAUCAAGCUUUAACCGACACCAGAGAGUCCAUACUGGAGAGAAGCUGUACAAAUGUAAAGAGUGUGACAGUACCUUUAAAUGCAGUUCCCACCUUGCAGAACACCAGUGCACCUCAUUAGGCAGCUGCUUCGAAGACACAAAAUUUCUCCAAUAUGUGUGAGUUUAUUGUUCUGUUACAGCCAGCUAGCAAACACAGAUGGAUUUAUUGUGAAAACAUGUAAUAUGUUUGAUUGUAUAAAAGGUACUCUCUGUGGCAAUACUUAACUGGAUUUCUAGAACCACAUCCUGAUUUAAUUAAGUAAUAAUAUUUUUCUUUCUUGUCAUUUUGUCAACUGGUUCUAUGUUAAUAGUUGUAUUCUCAACUGUAUUUCCCAAACAUUGUCCAGACUGUAUACAUAAAACAUACACAUUGUCCAGUGUACACAUAACAGCACAGCAGGUGCCACACUGGGAGUCUUAGGCAGGUCCCCUAUGGUUUACACAUCUAAAUUGUGUAGCAUAGAGCUUGGCUGUCUCCCCCCAACCCCCAGAAACAUGUAAAUUGUGUUUACUGUCCCUUCUACAGCAUAGUUAAGAUUUUCAUGACAAUAACCACAAGAAGCAUCUUUAACCCUGCAUGUAUAUUUUUUUCUUAAGUCAUGAAACAAACUAUAGAGCCCAGAUAGCAAAAAGAAAGAAAAAAACCUUCAAGAAUAUAGUGAAUUGGUCUGAGGAUCUUGACUUCUGAGUCUACUGCUAAAAAGACUGCAAAUAUAUAGAUGGUGCAUGCCGAAUCCACACUUUUAUACAACGAAAUUAUAUAUGGGGGGUGUUGUGUGCCACAACAUUCAUGUGAGAGUCAGAGGACAGCUUCCAGUCCGUUCUCGUUGUCAUUGAAGUCAGCUCAUCAGGCUUCGCUGCAAGUGCCUUCACCUGCUAAGUUAGCUCUUCGGUGACUGGAUUUUAGGGUCUGGGAUUUUUCUGGCCUCUGUCACAGAGAACCCUGCUGUUUUCUGCCCUUUUGUAAUUAGAAAGUUAGGCAGACCACCGACUACAAUUGCAUCACAGUGCAUUUAAUCUCCCUGUGACUUGAAGACAUGACCACAUUUAAAAAUGAGAAUGUACAGAAAAUGUAGGGAGAGUUCAAAACUGAUUCCAUAAAGCUAAAGGCCUUUUGGGGUAAGUUCUUGAGAUCAUGUCUAGUGAGAUGUUGCAGUUGAUAGAAGGCUGUGUUAGUCUCCUGAUGGUGAGUGCAGAAUCUGUAAGGGCAGAGAAACACUGACAUGCUCUGAUUUGAUGUAUUUUCAGAAGAGAGAAGAGAUGAUGGUGAGAGAUAAAGCAGCACCUAAUUCAGAGCUGUAAAACAACUACCUGUAAGCUCUGUACUGGGAAUAUUGUUUUGCUCAGUUUUUAGUCGGUUGAAUCACACUGUCUAGGGUCUGUGCCAGGGCUGUUUCUUUCUGUGCAUUGGCCUAAAGUCAACCCAAACCUCACCUGCCUGGAUCAUUUGGGCAUUAAGUCCAGGGUCAUUGAUUGAGACCUGUCUUACUGCAUCUAGUACCUGGCAAAUACUUAGGGAUUCUUCUUCCACUUCAUGGGAAGAGGAAUGUAUGGUGCAUAUUCCUUCACAGAAGCAUUUUGUUUCUAUAGGGGAAUCAUUCCAGUUUCCUGGUACUCAAAUGAUGAAACCAGUGGCCAUCUAAAGGCAAAAUAUACUCAGUAUUUCUUCACAUAGCUCUUCCAAGGCACCAAAACAAUCACAAAGCAGUCAUGGCUGGAAACUUCUAGAAAACUUCAAUGCAAAACAAGUGAAUAAAUAUUUGAACUCUGUAUGAUUUGAUCAGUACAAAGGAGGAAAGAGUGAUUGACAGAUUUGCAUUUGUUCUAGAAGGUUCUUUUUUAUAUAAUUACAUUGCUUGUCCUGAUAACUUCCACAAUGGCAUUUUCUAGAAAAAUUGUUAUUUUUAUUUGUGUUGUUUUUACCUUGUUGAAAAGUUUGGACUCUAAUAGAAUUAUCUUAGAGAAAGUUAAAGAGAUAA